Messenger RNA from Microsporum canis CBS 113480, 2316 nucleotides. Its product is annotated as dolichyl-phosphate-mannose-protein mannosyltransferase 4. Gene Ontology annotation, molecular function: dolichyl-phosphate-mannose-protein mannosyltransferase activity. Lineage: Eukaryota; Fungi; Ascomycota; Eurotiomycetes; Onygenales; Arthrodermataceae. Gene Ontology annotation, biological process: protein O-linked glycosylation via mannose. The record is from RefSeq and is a predicted model, not a curated record. Bases 1 to 2316 code for a protein of 771 amino acids. Gene Ontology annotation, cellular component: membrane; endoplasmic reticulum. The transcript has 3 exons.
AUGGCUUCUCCGUCUUCUAGCGUUCGACACCGGGGCAGCAAGAAGAAUGCUGAUAGAUCUCCGUCCCCUGCAGCCGUGCCAGCCUUGAAGAGCGCAGAGAAGCAGCCGGCCGUGGCGAAGGGAGACGAUGAGUCGUGGGAAUGGGAUUACAGAAUUGCCUUGGUGAUCGUUACCAUCGGGGCGUUCGUUUCGAGGUUUUGGAAGAUAAGCCAUCCUGACCAGGUGGUCUUUGAUGAAGUGCAUUUCGGAAAGUUCGCUUCACUGUAUAUCCAGGGAACGUACUUCUUCGACGUCCACCCGCCCUUUGCCAAACUCCUCUUCGCGCUGGUGGGCUGGCUCGUCGGGUUCGAUGGAAAAUUCCUCUUUGAAAACAUUGGAGACUCGUAUAUCGACAACAAGGUGCCAUAUGUUGCCCUCCGCGCUCUACCAGCCACGCUUGGCUCCCUGACUGUUCCUGUUGUCUUCCUAAUUAUGUGGGAAUCCGGCUACUCGCUCCCAGCAUGUAUCCUCUCGGCCAGUCUCCUCCUGUUCGAUAACGCCCAUAUUGGCGAGGACAGACUGAUCCUACUUGAUGCUACGCUAGUCAUCUCAAUGGCAUUGAGCGUGCUGUGCUAUAUCAAAUUCCACAAGAACAGACAUGAACCGUUCGGUCGAAAGUGGUGGAAGUGGUUGAUUCUGACCGGCAUUGCCCUCAGCUGCGUCAUCUCCACGAAAUACGUUGGUGUCUUCACCUUCGUGACUAUCGGAUCUGCCGUCUUGAUUGAUCUAUGGAACCUACUCGACGUCAAUCGCCGCCAGGGCAAGCUCACACUCUUUGAGUUUGGCACCCACUUUGCUGCCCGAGCAUUCGGUUUGAUCGUUGUCCCUUUCUUCCUCUACCUCUUCUGGUUCCAGGUCCACUUUGCCAUUCUUACCAAGUCUGGCCCUGGAGAUGACUUCAUGAGCCCUGAGUUCCAGGCUUCGCUCAGUGACAACCCCAUGUUCGCUCAGUCCAAGGGAAUCGAGUUCCACGACGUGAUCACCAUCCGACACAAGGAUACCAAAGUCUAUCUACACAGCCACCUUGACCGUUACCCCCUCCGCUAUGACGACGGCCGUGUCUCGAGUCAGGGGCAGCAGGUCACCGGCUACCCACACAACGAUACCAACAACCAUUGGGAAAUCAUCCCCGAGUUCGCGUUCUCGGCUGAAAACCGUACUGGUCACAAGGUCCGGAAUGGAAAUCUCAUCCAGCUUCGACAUGUUGCUACUAACAGCUUCCUGCUCUCUCACGACGUUGCGUCUCCCAGCUACCCGACCAACCAGGAGUUUACAACCAUCUCCCCUGAAGAUGCUGCAGGCAAGCGACGCAACGAUACCCUGUUUGAGAUCCAGAUUCCAAAGGGCAAAUCGCAAGAAGAAUUCCGAACCAGGUCCAGCCUGUUCAGCCUGAUCCAUUUCCCUUCAAAGGUCGCGAUGUGGACUCACACGAAGCCUCUGCCAGACUGGGGCUACAAGCAAGCCGAGAUCAACGGAAACAAGAACAACAAGGAAGCAAGCAACCUCUGGUAUGCGGAGGACAUUCCAUCCCUGGCGCCAGACAGCCCACGAAUGAACCAGGAACCCCGCAAGGUCCAGCCGAUGCGCUUCCUGAAGAAGUACCUCGAGCUCCAGAUCGCCAUGUUCCACCAUAACAAUGCCUUGACGAGCAGCCACCCGUACGCGAGCGAGCCGUUCCAGUGGCCAUUCCUCCUCCGUGGUGUCAGCUUCUGGACGAAGAACGACACCCGAGAGCAGAUCUACUUCCUCGGAAACCCCGUCGGAUGGUGGCUCUCAAGCAGUCUUCUGGCCGUGUUCGUCGGCAUUAUCGGGGCCGACCAGCUUUCUCUUCGUCGUGGAAUCGAUGCUCUGGAAGAAAUCUGGGGUCCAGGAACCCGCAACCGCCUGUACAACAGCACCGGUUUCUUCUUCCUCUGCUGGGCAGCUCAUUAUUUCCCGUUCUACCUUAUGGGAAGACAACGGUUCCUCCACCACUAUCUCCCAGCCCACGUAGCGUCCGUCCUCGUAACGGGAGCCCUGGUCGAAUUCGUCUUCAACCUCGACCCAGCCGGCCUGAGCGAAAACUCCACGGGGAGGAAACCCGGCGGCAAGCCCCAGAAAUUAAAACAUACCCGACAGAGCCUCAUGGCUAUCUGGGCUGCCACCAUUGCCAUCCUCGGUGCCACGAUCUGGGGCUUCGGCUUCUUCGCCCCGCUAACCUACGGAACCCCGGGUUUGGACGUUGCUGGAAUCAACGCCCGAAAGUGGCUCUCUUACGACUUGCACUUUGCAAAGUAA